This is a messenger RNA of Drosophila grimshawi, 2149 nucleotides long. RefSeq names its product myogenesis-regulating glycosidase (gene tobi). Gene Ontology annotation, molecular function: hydrolase activity, hydrolyzing O-glycosyl compounds. Bases 82 to 2037 code for a protein of 651 amino acids. The transcript is spliced from 2 exons. Lineage: Eukaryota; Metazoa; Arthropoda; Insecta; Diptera; Drosophilidae. The record is from RefSeq and is a predicted model, not a curated record. Gene Ontology annotation, biological process: carbohydrate metabolic process.
UGUAGCUAAUUUACGCUCAUUGCUCAUGGAGAGGCUAUAAAAGAGCGGUGCUGGUACAGCUCAUGCAAUAGUUUACUCAAAAUGCAAUUCGGAAUUACAAGUGCCGCGCUAAUCCUCGCCUGCACUCUGUGGGCAGCUGUCGAAGGCUGCCAAAGCGUCGAGCAGCGUUUCAAGUUUGAUAACAGCGACGUCUACCUGAGAUUGAGACGUGGCACAAAGCUCCAGUAUGAGCUGAUGAAGGGCAGCCGCUCGUUGCAGCGGGUCACAUUGGAUAACUUCGAGAGCAGCGGUGAUCUGGUGGCCACAUCCACGGGCAGCUACAAGCUAAGCGAUGGCAUUACCACCAUCGAGUUCUCCUUGGUGAAAUCCACAAAUGGACUGACGCAUGUUCGUGUGGCACGCGAUCAGGUAUUGAUGGGCACUCAGCCGAGGGAUUGCCUGGCUCUGCAGAUGGGUCGCGUUCAUUGGUAUGGCGGCGCCGAGCAGAAGCAGCAUUAUUGGCCCAUCGAGCGGCAGGAAUACACCAACUUCCCUUAUGUGCCCAAGGAACUGGGCAACAUGGGUGUUGCGGAACGCUACUGGCUUAAUAGCGAGGGAUUCUUCCUCUACGUGGACAACACAACGCCAUUGUUCAUUGAUCAAAAUGCUGCCGGAAGGGAGGAUCAGUUGUGCAUUAGUGCGUUGAGUGCUCUACCCUAUGACACUCACUUGUCGUCGGCCAAGUUUAGCUACCAUCUGGUCUUUGCCAAGGAUGCUAAGGCGGCGCACAUGUAUGCGGUGCAGACAAUGUUUGGCAAACCCACUGGACAUCCGGAUGAGCGUAUGGUGCAGCAUCCGGUUUGGUCUACUUGGGCACUGUACAAGGCUGAGAUCACCGACAAGGUAGUCCGCGAUUUUGCCAAGCAAAUUCUGGAUAAUGGCUUUGAGAACAGUCAGCUGGAGAUUGACGAUGAUUGGGAAGAUUGCUAUGGUGCUCUCACAUUCCGUAAGAAUAAGUUCCCGGAUCCCAAGAAACUGACGGAUGAUCUGAAGGAGCUGGGCUUCCGCGUUACCCUCUGGAUACAUCCGUUCAUCAACAACAACUGCACGGCCAUCUACGAGACGGCCAAGAAGCAGGGAUAUCUGGUGAUGAAUCCCGCCGGCAACUCUGACACUCAGUGGUGGAACAGUGUGCCUAAGGAUGCUGCCUAUCUGGACUUUACCAAGGAGGCGGUGCGGGAUUGGUUCAGCACACGGCUGAAGCGUCUCCAGACGGAGGAUGGCAUCGACAGCUUCAAGUUCGAUGCCGGCGAGUCCAGUUGGGUGCCCACGGAGGCAGUGCUGCAGGGAGAUGCGAAUCUGACGCCACUGCAAAUCACCACGGACUAUGUGCGCACGGUGGGCGCCUUUGGGGAUAUGGUUGAGGUGCGCUCCGGCCAGAACACUCAGGAUUUGCCCAUCUUUGUGCGCAUCGUGGACAAGGACUCCGAGUGGGGAUGGAACAAUGGUCUGGUUACGCUAAUCACAUCCCUGCUGCAGAUGAAUCUGAAUGGCUAUCCGUUUGUGCUGCCGGACAUGAUUGGCGGCAAUGGCUACAAUGAGAAGCCCCCAAGUAAGGAGCUCUUCUUGCGCUGGCUGCAGGCCAACGUUUUCAUGCCCAGUCUGCAGUUCUCCUUUGUCCCCUGGACCUUUGACGCUGAGACCAUCGAGAUUAGCAAAACCUUCACAAAGCUGCAUGCGGAUUAUACGCCGUACAUUAUGAAGAUGUUCAAGCGUGCCACGGAAACUGGAGAGCCUGUGAAUGCGCCACUCUGGUGGAUUUCGCCCAAUGAUGCAGUUGCACAGAGCAUCUACGAUGAGUUUUUGCUGGGUGAUGACAUUAUUGCGGCACCUGUUAUUGUGGAAGGCGCCACCAAUCGAGACAUUUAUCUGCCCGCAGGCGACUGGACCGAUGGCAACACCAAAGCCAUCCAUAAGGGUCCCGUAUGGCUCAUGGAGUACUCUGCACCGCUUAACACGUUGCCCUACUUUGUGCGCGUCGGCGCCCAGUUGGAGUAACUCUCAGUUGCUUUGCGCUUUUUAAUAUAAUGCUUAAUUCAAUUUAACUUUGUCUAUAUAUUUGCAUUUAAUAAAAUUGUUCGUGGCAUGUGCCUUUGAAAUUAAAAAUUAA